This is a messenger RNA of Episyrphus balteatus (marmalade hoverfly), 3545 nucleotides long. Its product is annotated as mucolipin-3-like. The transcript has 3 exons. The coding region runs from base 101 to 2083 and encodes 660 amino acids. Gene Ontology annotation, cellular component: lysosomal membrane; plasma membrane. NCBI's taxonomy places the organism in Eukaryota, Metazoa, Arthropoda, Insecta, Diptera, Syrphidae. The record is from RefSeq and is a predicted model, not a curated record. Gene Ontology annotation, molecular function: NAADP-sensitive calcium-release channel activity.
CGCGAGGUCAAUAAAUUGAUAAUCAUAAAAAACCCCAAAAAAAGAAGAAAUUAAUUUAAAUCAAUUUGAAAAAAUUGGUCUUCAAGGCAUUCACAUUGAAAUGAGUUUAAUCGGUCCAAAAAAUGGAACCACUUCUUCUGGCAAUAAUUUAAGUCCCGAUGGCGACUUGGAAGAGAAUUCAUGUUGUGAAAGUGAUGAAGACUUUGUUAAUAAUCAACAACAACAAACAACAGCUCCAAUGACAUCUCAACAAAGUAAAAUUAAUCAAUCGGGUGGAAAUAGCAACAAAUCACCAGGACAAUCGACUUUAAGAUCGUUGGACAGUCGUCCAUCAGUUCAUGAUGUUUAUGCAGAAAUGCCAGCAUCUUCCACUUACAUCGAAGGAAUGUCUCCAAUGCAAUUAUUUAAUGAGGAGAGAAUGCGUCGCAAGUUGCAAUUUUUCUUUAUGAAUCCAAUUGAAAAGUGGCAAGCUCGUAGAAGGUUUCCAUACAAAUUUGUUGUUCAAGUGGUUAAAAUAAUCCUUGUUACAAUGCAGCUUUGUUUAUUCGCCCAUUCGCGUUACAAUCACAUCAACUAUACAUGGGACAAUCGUAUUUCGUUUUCACAUUUAUUCCUCAAGGGAUGGGAUUCAACCAGAGAAACUGAAUCCUAUCCCCCAUCCAACGGUCCAUUGGCCAUCUAUGAAAAAAGGCAAUUCUACGAUACUAUUGAUUUUGCAAUUGUAAGCUAUGCAAAUGUAAGUCGUUCAAUCGGACCAUAUGACUAUCCAUCAAAGGAUAAUCAAAUGGCUCCAAUGAAACUCUGUCUCCAUAGCUAUCGACAAGGUAUUAUCUUUGGAUUCAAUGAAAGUUACAUUUUUAAUCCGGAAAUUGUUAUACAUUGUGAAUCGCUUACUAAAAAUGUAUCAACUAUUGGCAUUGAGAAAUUCCUCCAACAACGUGAUGUAAAUGUUAGUUUCUCGGCAUUAGUUGAAGCAACUUUAUCAUUUGGCAUAAAAACUAUUAAUUUCAAAGCUUAUGGACCUUUGUCGGCUCCAGAUUGUUUUAAAUUCGAAAUUAAAAUACUCUUUAAUAAUCGUGAUCAUGAUGGACAGAUGUUGCUUUCAUUGGAUGCUGAUGCGAUGCGAUUGCAUUGUAGAGGAGAUAUUGAGUAUAUUACUGAUACUGAGCUUGAUACAAUCUUGAGAACUAUACUCAAUAUGCUUGUCAUAUUGAUUUGUAUGUUAUCAUUUGGAUUGUGUGCUCGAGCUAUAUACAGGGCACAAUUGUUGCGGAUACAAACUGUGAAUUUCUUCAGAGUGACAUACAAAAAGGAAUUGAGUUUUGAUGGGAAAAUGGAAUUUAUUAAUAUGUGGUACAUAAUGAUCAUAUUCAACGACCUUCUACUCAUCAUUGGAUCAGCUAUGAAAGAACAAAUCGAACGUAAAUUCCUUGUCAUCGAUGGAUGGGAUAUCUGUUCGGUAUUCCUUGGAAUUGGAAAUCUUCUUGUAUGGAUUGGAGUACUUCGUUAUUUGGGAUUUUUUAAAACCUACAAUGUUGUCAUUCUAACACUCCAAAAAGCCGCACCAAAAAUUGCUCGUUUCCUCUUCUGUGCUCUUCUCAUCUAUGCUGGCUUCACAUUCUGCGGUUGGCUAGUAUUGGGACCGUAUCACUUGAAAUUCCGUUCCCUAGCUACAACAUCUGAAUGUUUAUUUGCCCUCAUAAAUGGCGAUGAUAUGUUUGCCACAUUUGCUACACUCUCUAGCAAUUCCAGUUUACUUUGGGUCUUUUGUCAAGUUUAUCUUUAUUCAUUCAUUUCUUUGUACAUUUAUGUUGUAUUGUCAUUAUUUAUUGCUGUUAUUAUGGAUGCUUAUGACACAAUCAAACGAUAUUAUGGAGAAGGAUUUCCCGUAUCGGAUUUACGUGAAUUUGUUGGAACGAGAACUGAAGAGGAUAUAACUUCGGGGGUAUUUCUAACAGAUUUUGAUGAUUUUGGAGAUUCGACAAUAAUGAAUGUUUUGAGACGUGCUUUUUGUUGUUUUUCUGAAAAUGAAACACCCACAGGACCGACAGGAUAUACUUCUUUGCAUACAGUUAGAAAAUAAUGUUGCACAAUAAUUUAAUUUAUUUGAAAUCCUGUCAGCUUAAUCCAAAUAUUUAUUGUUUAUUUUUAUUUUUAGUGUGUAAAUAGUGGAAAACAAAAAAAAAGAGUUUGAUGAAAGAAAUGUAUUUUUUUCUUGUAAGAGUAGAAUAUAAAUUAUGGAUGUAUUUGGUUAGAAGAAAAAAAGAAGACAAUAUUGAAUAAAAGUCAACAUAAAGUGCCACGAGUAGUACACAAAAAAAAUAAAAAUUUGUAAAUUUAAUUGUAUUUUUAACUUAAUCACAAAAAAAAACAAAAACAAAAAGAAAAAAGUUAAUAGUUAUGUAGUUUUUUUUGGUGCUUUAAGCUAUGGUUAUAGUUAGGAUAGUUAAUAACACCCUUAACGUGACCAUUUUUUUUUAAGACACACAUUUUGCCGUCUUAAGCUGCCUUCGAAUUCAAAUUUAACUUUUGUUUCCUUCAUUAAAAAAAAAGGAAUUUUCAAAUGUAAUCAUCAUCAUUCAAACUUUGUUAAUCCUUGUUUAAUAAUUCAUGUAUAAUUUUGAAUCAUCAGAUAAAAUUAUAGAAAAAUUAUUAAAUUGUUACAAAAAUCAUUCCAUCCAACAUUCUCACACAGCCAUCAAAUAAAGCUUUUUCUUAUAAAUAAAAAUUAAAAAAAUAUUUGAAAAAAAUGUUAACAAAAUAACAAACAAAAAUAAAUUUAAAUAUAAAUUAUUCAUAAUUUUUAUCUUAUUCGCCUUAAGCAUUGCCACAAGCCACAAUCAAUCCAUAUAAGCUGGUUUAUUAAAAAGGCUUUCAGCUUUAUUCGUUUGUAAUUGUUAAAAAAAAAAAAAACAAAUCAAACCAAAAUGUUUUUCAAAAAUUCAAUGCAAAAAAAAACGUCCAACUGCUUUUAAAUAAAAAAAAAAAUUGAAUUGAAAUCAGCUAAAAAUGUGUUCAAUAUUGCAUACAUAUAUUUUUUUUCAGAAUUAAUAAAUACAUUGGAAUAUUGAAAUACACUUAAUUCGAUAAAUGUACAUCAAUUUUUUAAGUACAAAUUCAGUUCGUUGGUACUUGUGCAGAAUAAAGCGAAGAACCAGUAAAUGACCAGUAACUACGAUUUGUUAGUACUAAAAUAAUCAGUACCCCAUGUAAAGUAUUUUACCCGAGCGUCAAAGAACUGUAUUUGCACCGGAAACAAUUAAUAAAGCACUUAAAGUUGUAUAAUGUACUUGUUCUUCUUCAUGUUGUUUUUUUUUUUUUUUUAAUUUCAAAACUUAAAAGUACCUUUUUCAAAAAUAUUAAUUCUCAUUUAAAUUACCUCUAUUAAACAUGUCGUUUGUACUAAAUCGACUUAGUAGGAGGUAUUCUUGUUGUGGUCUUUAUUAUUAUUAUAAGUUAACAUUUCCAAAUAUAAUAAUUUAUGAUUAUAGUUUAGAUUUUAGUUUUUUUUUGCUUUUUGUUGUUAAAUAAAUAUAAAUAUAUUA